This is a messenger RNA of Thecamonas trahens ATCC 50062, 2513 nucleotides long. Its product is annotated as TKL protein kinase. Lineage: Eukaryota; Apusomonadida; Apusomonadidae. The record is from RefSeq and is a predicted model, not a curated record. The coding region runs from base 58 to 2505 and encodes 815 amino acids. The transcript has 2 exons. Gene Ontology annotation, biological process: protein phosphorylation. Gene Ontology annotation, molecular function: protein kinase activity; ATP binding; calcium ion binding.
CUGACUACUUGCGUGAGCUCUACAUUUGCAGCAGAGUGCAAGCGGGUGUGACUGACCAUGACAGACAUCCGACAGGAGCUCCAUGAUGCCUUCCAGGUCAUGGAGGAUACCUUUAACGCAGCCGACUUGGACGGUGUUGGCUCGCUCUCCAUCGAGCACUGGGCAACGUACCUCAUGCACCAAGGCUUCCGUGAGGUUGAUGCUAUGCAGUCGCUCUUCACCGAGUUUGAUGUGGACAACUCGGGCGACCUCAACUUUAAGGAGUACCUCCAGCUGGUGUACUACUGGCAGGAAAUCUCGUCGUACGACGACUUGUUCCCCUCAGACUCGGCCGGCGUCGUCCAAUCGGCAUGCAAGCGGCUCCGUGCUGGCUUUAUGAAGUUUGAUCCAGACGAGACGCGGACGCUUGAUACCAAGGCCAUGCGCUCGUUCUGCACCUCGGCUCUCGGCGGCAUACCGGACGAGUUUGAUGAGCUCUGGGACGCUGUCGUCCAUCCGUCCAAGCCUGAUCUUGUCUCGGUCUCGCGGUUCAUGAUGUUCCUAUACAUGUAUGCGUACCCGGAGGGCACGUACCGGAUCAUCAAGGUGCCGGUGGGCGGCGUGCCGCUUGCCAAGCCCACGCCCGGCAAGGCCAAGAGCAAGGGCAAGCACAAGCACAAGCACAAGCACAAGCACAAGCGGCGCGGAUCCAAGGCGCCUAUUCCGCUCAACCUUGGUGACGAGCCCGACUUGGCCGACACCUCGCUGACGGUCGACUCGGACGCCGAGGCUGGAGCUUCGUCGUCGGAGCUCCGCGCCGAGCCGCAGGAGAUCCAGAUGGUGCAGGGCGAGAACGAGUUCUGCGUCCCAGCACACCGCCACCCGCUCCCGAUCUUGCAGCCGCAGGGCGUGACUGGGACGUGGAGCUGCGCCAUUUGUGCGACGACGGGUACUACCCCUACCCACUGUUGCACCAAGUGCUCGUACGUUCUCUGCACCGACUGCUUCUCCAAGUCUAAGGACGGCUUGUUCGAGUCGGCGCCGGCGCUCGAGUCCGACGCCUCGACGUCGGACGGUGCGAACCCGAUCACCAACUCGGAGCUGUGGCAAAUGCUCACCGCCAUGUACCGCGUUCUCGAGCGUGACUUCUCGCUCUAUGACACCGACGGCGACAACGUCAUCGACGAGUCGGAGCUCCUCCUUGGCGUCCACAACACCCGCAACGUCGUUAACAUUGUCGGCCGCCUUCAGCGGAUUUUCCAGAAGGUCGACACCGAUGCCAACGGGACGCUCGACUUUACCGAAUGGCUGCACUUUGUGUACUCGCUCGUUCGCCGCUCGUCGUACGCACAAGUGGUCGCCCGGACCGCCAAUGCCACGGUGGUGGUCGAGGGCAUGCGCUGGCUCCGCUCGGCGUACGAGCAGACCGACGCCGACAACAACAAGCGUCUUGACCGCGAUGAGGUCAUCGAGUUUCUCAACACCUACUUUGGCGGCGUGCCCUCGCACUUUGCCGACCUCUUUGAGCGGUUGCAGGAUCCGAGCCGCCACGUCCUCGACUUUGUCGACUUUCUCCACCUCCUCUACGAGCUCGUCUUGCCGCAGGGCAAGUACGCCGGCCUCCCGCGCCGCUCGCGCCGUCGCAAGCGCGAAAAGAUCCCGCUCGUCGAAAAGCCCCCCGUUGACGAGCAGGCCUCGGUCGUGGUCUUCCCGCGCCUCACCGACAUCACCAUCGACGAGAUCGAGCUCGGGCGGACGCUCGGCGAGGGCUCGUUCGGCAAGGUCUUCCUCGCCAAGCUCCGCGGCCUGGACGUUGCUGCCAAGUUUCUCACCGAGCAGUACACCGAGGACGUGCUCGUUGACUUCCGCAAGGAGACCGAGCUCAUGUCCGAAAUGGACCACCCGAACUUGGUCUUCCUCAUUGGCACUGCCGACGAGCCGCCCAAGCUCUGCAUCGUCACCGAGUACUGCGCCCAUGGCUCGCUCUUUGAUGUUCUGCAGAAGCAGCGUAUCCGCUUUGCGCCCUCGCUCACCCUCUCCAUCGCCACAGACAUUGCCCGCGGCAUGGCUGCCCUUCACGCUAUGUCGCCGCCCGUCCUCCACCGUGACCUCAAGUCACUCAACGUCCUCCUCGACGACCGCUGGUCGGCCAAGAUCUGCGACUUUGGCCUCUCGCGCUUCUACCUCCAGUCCAUUCAGUCCAACAAGUCGCCCAUCGGCACUCCGCAGUGGAUGGCUCCCGAGGUUAUGCAGUCACCGGCCUACGGCCUCAAGGCCGACGUCUACUCGUUCGGCAUUGUCCUAUGGGAGCUCACCCACUACGCCGUUCCCUUUGCCCACCUCCAGAACCACUUCCAGGUCAUGCUCGGCGUCUCCAAGGGCGAACGCCCGCACAUCUCGCGAUCCACCCCCAAGGUCCUCGCCGCUCUCAUGCGCGCCUGCUGGGACGGCUCACCCGACGCCCGCCCGGCCUUUGCCGACAUUCUCCAACUCCUCGAGUCGGUCACUGUUGACGAUCUGUCGUAGCCCCCCCC